UGCUAAACUUCAUUCACAAACAAUAUAUCUGUUUUGGCAAGGGCAACAAGAUUAAGGCGCCAAAGCGAUGGCAAUCUGCCCUCCAUCCAUUUAUGCCAACACUCCUAACACACACAUAGUGGAAGAAGGAUGAUUAGGGUUCAUCACCAAACUACCAACCUCUGCCAUUCCUCCUCUGUUCUGACUAUACCAUGUAAUUUUCUUGGUAAAAUCUCUCCUCAAUAUUACAGUCUCGUAAAGAAGCAUUGGGGUAAAGUGAGAAAAAGUAGAGCUGUAUGUUUGGCUUCUUCAUCGCAGAAUUCAAGUUACAAUGUCGAAAGAAAAAGGAAAGUUGUGGAACAUUUAUGCUUACUAAAAGCUAAAGAAGAUUUGUCGGAUGAGCAAGAGAAGGACAUGUUGGAUUACCUUUAUACAACCCAGUAUCACAUGGCUGGCAUAGUUGCAAUAUCUUUAGGACGGACCUCAGAUCAAAAUCCUCAAAAUUACAGCCACGGUGUAUUCAUGCGUUUCCAAAGAAAGGAAGACCUUGCAAAAUUUUAUGACAAUCAUAUGUAUUUGCGUGUCCUUAAGGAGCAUGUUACACCUUACUGUAAAGAAAUGCUGUGUGUGGAUUUUGAAUCUGAUGUAGAAGACGAUAUUCUUGCCAUAUUUCGGAAAGGAGAGGAGUUUCACUACGGAGUGGAGCUCAUGCUUCUGAUUAAGUUGCAUGAGAACGCCUUAAAUGGACCAGCAGAAGAUGCAUUAGCUUCUCUUGCAAACUUGGCCUCUGAAUUUCCAUCCUUGAUUGUUCAGUCCACUCAAGGUAGCAAUUUUAACUCUGAGAGCAAGGAGUACACUCACGCUAUAGUGAUUAGAUUCCGCUCAGUUGAAGCUCAAAAGAUCUUCUUGGAAAGUUCAGAGUACAAACAUAUAUGGGAAACGACAUUGUUGCCAAUGAGCCAGAAAACGCUUUCAUUCCAUUUUCUCGUCGACCCAGUUGGCACUGAUCUCAUGUAGAGUUGUUACAUCUACAAUAGUUCCCGAUCAAAGCUGAGCCAUACUGAUUCUGUAUGAUUACUUGACAUGGCAGGGAUGGUGAAACAACAUUUUCUUCUUCCUUCCAAAUUCCGACACCUCUCUUGGGUUUACAUUCAAAACUCCAUAUCUAUCUUAGUUGGCUCUGAAACACACGCUGGAUGCUUGCAGAAAGUUAUUUCAUUCAUUGAAGUAACCGAUGUUAACCUACUUCCUUGCCCAAUUGAGAAGGGUAUCCUGUGAACAAUAGUUUCUACAUCCAAACUUCUAAUCAUUCACAUCUUGUAAAAUUAGUUAAGGAGAUAGAGGAGUAUAUAUAUUUAAUAGGAGUACAUAAGUUGGUGUUUUUUGUGGGUUUGUUCCACAGGAAGCAGGUUCUUGAAGUGGGGGUCCCUUGAUACUAUUCAUUUAAGUCUCUUAAUAUGGCAUUCUUGUGAGUCAGUCUAUUUGUUGUAUUGUUUGAAACUAAAUUGGGAAAGUAAAUGCUACUUCUAUUAUGAUGGA
Messenger RNA from Amaranthus tricolor (Joseph's coat), 1518 nucleotides. RefSeq lists its product as uncharacterized. The record is from RefSeq and is a predicted model, not a curated record. NCBI's taxonomy places the organism in Eukaryota, Viridiplantae, Streptophyta, Magnoliopsida, Caryophyllales, Amaranthaceae. The transcript is spliced from 10 exons. The coding region runs from base 130 to 996 and encodes 288 amino acids.